AUGUACAGGCGCCCUACGAGCCCCCAGGGUCCCAUGGCCACGGUGGCCGCCAUCGUCGCUGCACAGAACUAUGACUCUGAGGAGCACCCGCACUUUGAGAGAAGGCGGUGGUAUCCCACGAAGCGUGCCCCAAACCUGCCAUUUGUGGCGACUGUCUGCAUGGGCGUGCUGGCUCUCCUGGUGGGCUUGAGCUUUCUGUUCUCAGCCAUGGUCAACCACCGGGUGGACGCCGUCCGUGACUACGAUGCGGAGGUGCAGCAUUGGCAGGACGUGGACAGACCGCAGCUGGAGCAGGCGCAGGUCCAGCUGGUGGCCACGUUGCCGCCGCAGCGCCCGGGCGGCGAGCCCGUCACGCUGCGGGGGAGUUUAGAGCCAAUGGAGGAGGACGACUGGAGCUUCGCAGACGCCGAGGAUGGCCUUGGUGUGGAGGAUUACAAGCCCUUGAGCUUUCGGAUACGCCUGGAGCUGCCAUGUUACUACAACAACUGCUCCAUGGUCGAGGCGAACUGGCGCGGCCACCUCUCCCCUAGGGACGAGUGGGAGGAUGAGAUCUUGCCCUCCUGGGACGAG
Messenger RNA from Symbiodinium natans, 570 nucleotides. The record is from the annotation of a GenBank genome assembly. Lineage: Eukaryota; Dinophyceae; Suessiales; Symbiodiniaceae.